Messenger RNA from Histoplasma mississippiense, 1326 nucleotides. RefSeq names its product 3-phytase A precursor. The coding region runs from base 1 to 1326 and encodes 441 amino acids. NCBI's taxonomy places the organism in Eukaryota, Fungi, Ascomycota, Eurotiomycetes, Onygenales, Ajellomycetaceae. The transcript has 2 exons. Gene Ontology annotation, molecular function: acid phosphatase activity. The record is from RefSeq and is a predicted model, not a curated record.
AUGUAUAUCACGGUGCAGGACGGAUACCGUUGCCACCAGGAAUACUCUCAACUAUGGGGCCCCAAUUCCCCUUUCUUUUCUCUGGGCACUAUCUCACAUAUUUCUCCGCAAAUUCCCAUUGGUUGCAACGUUACUUUCGUUCAAGUGCUGUCGAGGCAUGGAGCAAGGUAUCCAACAAAACACAAAACUUUUCUCUACACGCAACUCAUUGAGCGCAUCCAAAACAGCACCGAGACAUACACUGGCGAUUUCGCGUUUUUAGAAAAGUUCGACCAUCAAUUGCAGUCUGAUAACCUUACGCCUUUUGGGUCGUCUCAGAUGAUCGACUCUGGGGCAAAAUUCUACCGUCGUUAUCAGCAUCUAGCGAAAGACUCGACCAUUUUCAUCCGCGCAUCAGGAUCCCAAAGGGUAAUCCACUCUGCCGAAAACUUCAUCGAUGGCUUCCACCACGUGAAAGUGCUGGACCCGUUUGCAAUCGAUAAAACCCGCAAACCGUCCAUAGACCUGAUAAUCAGCGAAGAACCGGGUUUCAACAACACCCUCCACCACGGCACUUGCAGCGUCUUUGAAAAUUCCCAAACAGGCCGCCUUGCACAAUCAGAAUUCGCAGAAGUUUUUGUGCCUCCAAUUCUCAACCGCGUCAAAUCUCACCUCAUCGGCGCGAACCUCGACAUACCAGACAUUCCCCACCUAAUGGAUAUCUGCCCUUUUCAAACUGUCGCGCUCACUGAAGACGCAAGCACCAUCUCCCCUAUCUGCAGCCUCUUCACUGCCGAAGAAUGGACCCAAUAUGACUACCACGGCACUCUAGGAAAAUACUACCAUUACAGCAGUGGUAACCCGCUCGGCGCUAGCCAGGGCGUCGGCUUCGUCAACGAGCUAAUAUCCCGCCUCAAUAAUAAGCCCGUGAUCGACUCCACCACUGUCAACCACACGCUGGACUCCGACCCUCAAGCCUUCCCGCUUGGCCUGUCCCUGUACGCAGACUUCAGCCACGAUACCACCAUGAUGUCCAUAUUCACGGCGCUGGGGCUCUUCAACGGCACGGAACUGCUCUCUAACACGACCGUCCAGAGCCCCGCGGAGAACCAGGGCUUGUCUGCCGCCUGGACUGUCCCGUUCGGUAGCAGGGCGUAUAUUGAGAAGAUGGAAUGUGAUUCGACGCCUGUGGCCAGAGAGCCGCUGGUUCGUGUGUUGGUUAAUGACCGGGUUAUGCCGCUGCAUGGGUGCAAAGUUGAUGCGUUGGGGAGGUGUCGGUUGGACGACUUCGUGGAGGCGUUGAGCUAUGCCCGGCGAGGGGGAGAUUGGAAAAAAUGUUUCACUUGA